UCGUCGCGUGCACAUCCCUCUCUCUGCGCGCCCGAUCACAGCUGAUCACAUCUCGCGGCGAGGAAUCUCGUGCGUUCACAUGAUUAUACCGCGCCGAAUCGCGCUCGGUAUCAAAAAACGUAUUUAUCGCGUGUGACGCGUCCGUCCGCUUCGUGAAUACGCAAUUGUGACUGUGGUGGCUGGCCUCAUCGUCAUCUCUCUACGAGAAAGCUCUCCUCUCGCGCGCGCAUUCAGCGGAGAGCGAAACGGAAAUUGAAAACGACGCUGCAAUCUCUGGAUCGGGAGAAACUGAACUUCAUUUCGCGCGGAAUUGCGGAGAGAGAGAGAGAGAGAGAGCUCGUCCUCAGAAGGAGAGACGCGCGAGAGUCUCCUCUCUCUAUUUAUCUGUCUAUCUCUCUCUCUCUUCUCGGGAGAGUUCCUCGAUUAUAUUACCCACGGAAUUUCUGGCUCUCGGGAAUUAUCUCCCCGAGAACCCUCCGUCGACGGGGAAACAUCCGGUUUAAUUAUUGAAGAUUUCACUAUUGCGGGUCGCCGGGAGAGAAAAUACUCUCUUUUCGCGCGUCUUUCAUUCUUCUUUUCAAGAAGAAAAUCCCGUUUCGUCCUUCUCCUUUGGGAAGAGCAACUCUGGUUUCGUGCUAUUAAUGAGACGCGACUUGUUUCGCACCGCGCCUGAAUUCGACAGCGCGCCGAUCGAUAAAUUCCCCGAUCUAGGGAUGGACAUCUGGAAGAAGCGACGUUCGUAAAGAUAUUAUAUCCCGUGUGUGGUUGGCGCCUCCUCGCUCAUCGCCUCCCGCGACCGGACGGUAAAAAAUCCGCGGGAAAAAAAUCCGAAGGAGAGAGAGACGUCGUAGUUUUUUUUGUUUUUUUCGACCGCGACCGAGCGCCGGAAAAACGUGGGCGAUCGACGACGAGCACGAUGCGCUGAAGAAGAAAAACAUCGAUCAUCGCCAAGGCCGAAAGUGGAUGCACACGCUCGACGUUCAAUUAAAUCCGUUUCAACAUCGGAAAAAAAGACGAGAGAGAACGGAAGCAGAAAUAGCAACGGUGACGCGAAAUAAGCGAUCGCGAAUCGGACAGAUCGGAGUCGCGCGACUCGAUUGAGUUUGGAGAUAUUGCGAGCGCAGGCGACAAAUUUUGCGAUGUUGACGCGGAGUGUUUUAUUGUUUCAAUAAAAAAAUAUUCAGAUGUAACGUAUAUCUGUGAGAGAAAGAAAGAAAGAAAGAGAGAGAGAGAGAGAGAAAAAAAAAAGGUCCGAAAACGUGGAUUGGAACGUCACCGUGAAGGAAGCGACGUUGUUCGUGGGACGUAUAAAAAAGUGACGUAAUAUAUUCGUAGAAAUUAUUUCGGAGGCGUAACGAAGCAGAAUUGAUGAUAAGAGUGAUAAGAUCGUCUCUCUUUAGGAUAUAACUGGCAACUUCGUGCGGAAAAUUAACGUUGUACGGGACGGCGAGAAAGCACAAAAGCGGAAAUUUCGACGUCCGCGCGGCGGGAGCUCCCGCUAUAUUAAUUGCCCGUCGUAAUUGGGGUUUCUAAGGAUCGCGCUUAAUUAGUUCGACGUUCUAACGUGAACGAUGAAGUGGUGCGUGCUGGUGUUGGUAUUUGCCGGUCUGAGCAGGGGCGAUAAUACCGUCAAUACGAAGAUCUCCAACUGCCCGGAACUCAACUCUCAAGACGAGAUAGAUCUCGACAAGAUAAUGGGCAAAUGGUACGUCGUGGAAAUAUUGGAACACAGAGGGGAUCCGCUGAAGAAGUCGACGGGGACCAAUUCGCAAGUGGUCAACGCGUGUCCGAUCGUGAAUUUGAGAUCAUCACAACGUAACGAAUACACGGCGGAGCUGCAUCAAAUUUUGAGGCUGCUGUGGACCGAAGAGGCUGGGAAUGUAGAGUACACUUUCCAACUAAAAGAUAUCAGAAGAAAGGGCUUCUGGCAAAUUACGGCUAAUCAGAACGGCACCAUGACGCAGAAGAGCGGCUACAAGCAGUUCAGGGGCACCGUUCACGUAAUGAAGGCCGUCGCCUCGGACAUGGUGUUGACUUUCUGCUCCCGUUAUUACGACGACCAGCUCUACUCGCUCCUGCUGUCGCGCCAGCACACCAUGCAGAAGAGCGACAAACGAGGCGUUCACAAUCUGCUCGCUCGUCGGGGUCUCAAACCCGUCAGCAUCAGGGAGACCUGCGUCAACGGCGAGGCCGGAUCCAAAAGAUGUACCCUCGAUCUCGUCUCCUGGACGACCAUAGUCGGUCUUAUCUCGUCGAGUCUUCUCGUCAGGUCCUGGCAGUAGUAAAAUUUAGGACGAUCAAUCCUCCAAGAGAGACACACACAAUCGCCACAGCUGCUCGAGUGUCUCUUCACCACCCUCCCCCCCCUCGCCCCUCUCAUCCCCCGCGUCUUCUCGACUAAUUAGCACGAUUAUUAACACUUUGGAUGCUCCGCGCGUGAGAAACAGUAGUCGCAAACAUCGCCCGGAUGCGGAAAUCCGUCGACUGCACUUGCUGCACACGUCACAUUAAUUAUGUUUCUCGCGAAAAGUCUCGCGCGCAGCGCGCGCUGUACAGUUAGCAAUUUUCUGUAUAAUUUACGGAUUUUCCCUAUUGUUUACGAAUAUUCCGCUUUCCGUUGUAUAUAUAGAUAUAUACUGUCAACGUGUAUAUAUAUAUACACGCGCGAAGAAUAUAUGUUACAAAAACGGAAACGCUCGCAGUUUUUGAACAACGUUUCACGUGCGCGUAUCAAAUUUUUUCUUCUUUUUUUUUCUUUUUUUUUUUUUUGGUUUCUUUCGAGAAACAACCAUCGCAUCCAAGAAGUGACCGUUUUUACGCCGCGACGGACAUUCGAACACAUCGAAGAUUUCUUCUCCACAGUUGUAAUUUUAAUAUUAUCGUCGUUUAUCGUCGAUAAUUCGAUCAACAUCGCGAAUAACGGAAUUGCGAUUUUUUAGAAAAGAAUCCGCAGCGUUCGCCGGUCUGAAGUAAUCACGCGGAAAAGAACGAACAUCCCCCCCGUCGACGGGGAAUUUGUGAACCCCUCCCUCCCUCCUCUUAAGAGGAUCAAAACGCCACCAGAGAAGCAAAAUCGAGCGCUAGGAGGGAAACAUCGAUAUCAUCCGCGACUCUCGCAUCUCCGGGAAUCUUCUUUCCCCGAGAAGCCGGCGCGAUCCCGUUGGCCACUCGAAUAUUUUUCAGCCGACGUCGUUCCCCCCCGUCGUUUGUUCCCAUCCCGAGAAUGAAUUACCCAUUAGGCGAUUUCUCUUCCACCCGGACAUCGGGGACACAUCGCGAGCCGCUCUCUUCGUCGCUCUCCUCCCUU
This is a messenger RNA of Pseudomyrmex gracilis, 3307 nucleotides long. RefSeq lists its product as uncharacterized. The record is from RefSeq and is a predicted model, not a curated record. The transcript is spliced from 3 exons. Bases 1572 to 2282 code for a protein of 236 amino acids. Lineage: Eukaryota; Metazoa; Arthropoda; Insecta; Hymenoptera; Formicidae.